Molecule: messenger RNA, 371 nt
Organism: Nematolebias whitei (Rio pearlfish)
Lineage: Eukaryota; Metazoa; Chordata; Actinopteri; Cyprinodontiformes; Rivulidae
Product: DNA-directed RNA polymerase I subunit RPA12
Biological process (GO): DNA-templated transcription; termination of RNA polymerase I transcription
Cellular component (GO): RNA polymerase I complex
Molecular function (GO): zinc ion binding; DNA-directed RNA polymerase activity; nucleic acid binding
Source: RefSeq, a predicted model, not a curated record
AUUGACAGGCGCUGCUCACGGUGCAACAAAGAAGGGAUGAUCUAUCACACACGCCAGAUGAGAUCUGCAGAUGAAGGGCAAACGGUCUUCUUCACCUGUGUCCACUGCAGGUUUCAGGAGAAGGAGGACUCCUGAGGGCGAUCGUGUGGAGCGUCGGUGCUUCAGAACGUCUCCAGUUCUCCGUCAGCGUUCACAUUUUAAUGAAGAAGCGGCGGCGGUGAAGUUUGACCUUCAGUCCAGAAGAGCUUCUCAAGUUUUCUGCUUUCUAGUUAAAACUGCUGCAAGUUUCAGCUCACGUCUGAAGUAAAAGAACAUUUUAGAGAUUUUUUUUUAAUCUGCUGAGAUCUAAAUAAACAAACGAGACAACAAAU